Molecule: messenger RNA, 988 nt
Organism: Mauremys mutica (yellowpond turtle)
Lineage: Eukaryota; Metazoa; Chordata; Testudines; Geoemydidae
Product: oligodendrocyte transcription factor 3-like
Exons: 1
Coding region: 116-883 (255 amino acids)
Molecular function (GO): protein dimerization activity
Source: RefSeq, a predicted model, not a curated record
GGGAGGCAGGGAAGGGAAGUUUGUCUCCGACCCAGUGCACUCGCCCCCCAGCAGUGGGGAGUCCCACCCCGGGGCUGCCGGGGGGAAGCAGGUGGCGGGCACCUCUGGCUGCCCCAUGGAUUCCGAUGUGGCCUCCACAUCCAGCAGAGCCUCGUCCCCGGAGCUGGAGGAGGCGGGCAGCCCCCAGCUCCUGUUUGAAGCCUUCUGCCGCGAGCCAGCGGCUCCCCAGCCGGGGCCCGGGGAGCCCAGCCCCCGCGGCGGGGCCGGGGCGAAGCUGCGGGGCGGCAGGAAGGAGCAGUCGGACGAACAGCAGCAGGAGCAGCGGCUGAAGGUGAACAGCCGCGAGCGCCGGCGGAUGCACGACCUGAACCAGGCGCUGGACGGCCUGCGGGACGUGAUGCCCUGCGCGCAGGGCCCCGCGGUGCGCAAGCUCUCCAAGCUCGCCACCCUGCUGCUGGCCCGCAACUACAUCCUCGCGCUGAGCAGCUCCCUGCAGGAGAUGCGGCGGCUGCUGGGCGAGCUCCACCCGCUUCCCCGGGCCCGCCCCGUGCCCGCCUCUCCCUCCGCCUGCUCCGCCGCAGCCGCGCCUGGGUACCUGGGCUUCCGAGCGGCUCCGCCAGAGACCCACCGCGGGGCAGCGGGGCCCCUGGGCCCCUUUUACAGACACUACUCCGGCUCGCCCUGCCUCUGCGCCUUCUGCCGGGCCGGGCCGCAGGAGCUGCCAAGAACCGCAAGUGACUGGCCCUGGCCACACACGAGACCCAACGCAACGGCUUUCCUAGGGUCAGCGCCGCAGGACUGCUACUGCUCUGACCAGGAGAGGGGGACAGCGCUGUCCUGCCAGUUACAAACCGCGCCAGUCUCCUCCGGAUCAUGUACCUGACACUUAUCCCCACAAGACUCUAGCACAGGGGUUCUCAAACUGGGGCUCCGGACCCCUCUGGGGGCCAUGAGGUUAUUACAUGGUCCAGCUGUCAGCCUCCACCCC